Molecule: messenger RNA, 1395 nt
Organism: Durusdinium trenchii
Lineage: Eukaryota; Dinophyceae; Suessiales; Symbiodiniaceae
Source: the annotation of a GenBank genome assembly
AUGCGCAUUUUGAAGAACUUCUACGGAAGCACCACGGCUCCUAGGAACCUGUGGGAGAAUGUUGACAAGAGCCUCCGUGACUUGGGAGCUGUGUCCAUUCAGGGCGAUGCCUGUUUCUGGAUUUGGUUUGUGGACAAUGAAGCCUACAACCCUGUCACGGAUCCUGAGCACUUCAAGCUGCGACCCCUCGGUUUCAUGGCUGGACAUGUGGAUGAUUUUCACCGUGCUGGCGAUGUCAAGGACAGUCGUUGGACACAGAUAAAAGCAGCCAUUGACAAACAAUAUCGUUGGGGCACAGCAAAGCAGAACAGCUACCGCCAUGCAGGUACAGAUUUGUCCAUGCAGAAGGACGCUAAGUUUGGGAGAUGUCUUGUGGUGGAUCAACAGUUUUACAUUGAAAUGUUGCAGGACGUUGAUGUGCAUCCCACUCGGUUCAGCAACGGAUCAUCCACCAUGACUCCCAAGGAGAUUGCGGCCUGUCGGACAUCACUUGGUGCCUUGCAGUGGUUGGCGGUCCAGUCACAACCGCUCAUCACUGCUCGCUGCAAUUUGCUCAUUACUGAGCUUUCCACGGAUCCCAAGAUCCAGAUUGCCCAGGAGCUACAAGAGAUGAUUCGGGAGCUGCGCAAAGAAGGGUCAACAUUGAAGUUUUUCAAGUUGCCUGGCGUUCGUCGUUGGACGGAUUUGUGUGUGGUUGGCCUGGGGGACCAGGCACACAACAACAGACCCCGUGGAGGGUCGACGGGAGGCAUGACAGUUUUCCUGUCAGGCCCUAACGCUCUCAAGGGCGUCCCAACACCAAUGUGUUUGGUGGCUUGGCGCAGCUGGAAGCUGAAACGGGUGGCGAUCGGCACCAACGAUGCCGAAAUGCAGGCGAUUGUUGAAACAGAGGAUGUGGUCUAUAGAACCAGACUGCUAUGGGCAGGCAUGCACGGCACCGGCUCCAUCUUCAAGGGCCGGGAUUUGCUGAGUCUCGCGGACUCUCAGGGGAUGUUGCACUUCGCCCAAGAGACUGGCGAUGUGGAUGCUGCCGGCAUUGUGGAUGCGCUCACAAGGAUGCUGGAGUACCAUUCCUGGAUCGACUACAUCUUUGGCCUGAAGCGCAGCCCAGAGGUGCAAGAGCUCUUAAGCGAUCAGUGGUACAAGCCUGGCUGGGACAAGAUCGGUGAGAGCGAGGUGAAUUGGUCCGUGAAAGAUUGGGAGCAAUGGACCAACCAGGAGUGGGAAGCGUGGUGGUCGACCCGGAAGGAGUGGUCGGAUGAAGAGUGGGAGCAGUGGUACCAGGACCAGAACGAUUGGAGGCGAAGCUGGUGGGACGACAAAUCCGAAGAGUGGGCCGACAAGACCUGGGGUGGCUACGGUGCAGGUUAUGCACCACCACCGCCGCCCCCCUGA